GUUAUUCAUUUACAUAUAGUUAAUGUGCUACUGCUACCCUUAAGCUUAUGUUUCAAGUAUGGCUAUCCAACUUCUCUUCCUAUGGCUCCUUUCCACAAUAGUACUUGGUGCCUUACUAACUAGAAGGAAGAACCAAAACCAUCUUUCUCCACCAUCCCCUCCAUCACUACCUAUCAUUGGACACCUUCACCUUAUAUCUAAACUACCUCACCAAAGUUUUCACGAGCUCUCAACACACUAUGGCCCCAUAAUGCAGAUUUUCCUUGGCUCUAAGAGAUGUAUAGUAACUUCAAGCCCUGAAAUAGCAAGGGAGUUUCUUAAAACCAAAGAAACUUAUUUCUCCAACCGUUUCACAAGUGCUGCAGUUCACUACCUGUCAUAUGGCUCAAAGGGUUUCUUGUUUGCUCCAUAUGGUGAGUAUUGGAAAUUCAUGAAGAAGAUGUGCAUGUCGGAGCUUCUUGGUGGAAGAACACUUGAUCAGUUCCUUCCCUUGAGGCAACAAGAGACUUUGAGGUUUCUGAGACUCUUGCAGAAGAAAGGGGAAGCUGGUGAGGCUGUUGAUGUCGGCGGCGAGCUCUUGACUCUUACAAAUAGCACUAUAUCAAGGAUGGCUAUGACAAAAAUUUGUUGUGAGAAUGAUAGUGAUGUUGAAGAAAUCCGGAAGAUGGUGAGAGAUGCUGCAGAGCUAGGAGGGAAGUUUAAUGUGUCAGAUUAUAUUUGGUUUUGUAAGAAUCUGGACUUGCAGGGAAUGAACAAAAGGCUUAAAGGGAUUAUGGAGAGGUUUGACACAAUGAUGGAGAGAGUGAUAACGGAGCAUCAGGAGGAAAGGAAGAAAAGGAAGGGAAAAGGUGAAGCUGGUCAUGUUAGGGAUCUACUUGAUAUUUUGUUGGAAGUUCAUGAAAAUGACAACAGUGAGAUCAAGUUCAGCAUGGAGAAUGUCAAGGCUUUCAUUUUGGAUAUAUUUAUGGCAGGAACAGACACAUCUGCUACAACAAUUGAAUGGGCUAUGGUUGAGUUAAUAAACAACCGACUUGUGAUGGAAAAAGCAAGAGAAGAGAUUGAUUUAAUAACAAAAAAAAGUAGAUUAAUACAAGAAUCAGAUCUUCCCAAGCUUCCAUACUUGCAAGCAAUAGUUAAAGAAACCCUAAGAAUCCACCCUACAGCACCAAUUAUAGGGAGACAAACAUCUGAGAGUUGUGUUGUUUAUGGUUAUGAGGUUCCAGCAAACACAAUUUUGUUUCUUAAUUUAUGGUCAAUGGGUAGGGACCCUAAACUGUGGGAAAAUCCACUUGAGUUCAAGCCAGAGAGGUUUAUGAGGGAAGAUAUUAAGUUUGAUGUGAGAGGACAAAAUUUUCAAUUCAUGCCAUUUGGAACUGGAAGAAGGGCUUGUCCUGGGACUUCAUUAGCACUUCAAGUUGUUCCAACCAAUCUUGCUGCUAUGAUUCAAUGUUUUGAAUGGAAGGUUGAUGGUGAUGGAAAAGUUAACAUGGAAGAGAAACCUGCUAUGACACUUCCAAGAGCUCAUCCUUUGAUGUGUGUCCCUAUUCCUAGGUUUAAUUGCUUUUCUAAUUUUGGUCACUAGACUAUAGAUAAAAUGGUAUCAUUUGUAGCUUUGAAAUUAGUUGUCAUGUUUAUGCAUUGAUAUGUGUGUUCUUUUGCUUGUACUCUAGAACUUGUAUCAGGGAUAUACCUAUUUGUUCCUGCUAAGUUAUUUUAUAUUUUCAAUCUAUCAAGUUUUCUCAUAACAAGUCUAUUAGUAUUGAACAAGUCAUGAGAUUUCUUUUUCUUUUCAA
Messenger RNA from Vicia villosa (hairy vetch), 1793 nucleotides. Its product is annotated as cytochrome P450 93A3-like. The transcript has 2 exons. Lineage: Eukaryota; Viridiplantae; Streptophyta; Magnoliopsida; Fabales; Fabaceae. Gene Ontology annotation, cellular component: membrane. The coding region runs from base 59 to 1582 and encodes 507 amino acids. The record is from RefSeq and is a predicted model, not a curated record. Gene Ontology annotation, molecular function: heme binding; oxidoreductase activity, acting on paired donors, with incorporation or reduction of molecular oxygen, NAD(P)H as one donor, and incorporation of one atom of oxygen; iron ion binding.